GAAGAACUUUAAUGCUCAUGAUGACCUUUCCAUGGACUAAAAAUGCACCGAGAUGUAUACGAUAAACGCGUGGCAGACUUUUGUUUUCUGGGGUAGGGGAGCUGAUUUCAAUCUAAACCAUGGCCUUUCCCUUCACUGUUAACAUCCUCCCCUAACUAGACUAGACACAGCAGGCAGUCGCAGUGGAAGUUCUGUAGGGUAAUUCUGCCCCUUAUGUCUCAUCAUGGAAGGAUUAUGAUUAUUUUUGGAUGGAAAAGCUGACAUAAUUUCGGUUCCACAAUGAACAGGGUUUAUAUAUAUUUAUCGGACGCAGUGCUAAGAGUCGAUCACUGCAAAGGGAGAAGAAGAAGAACAUCAUCAUCAUCAACAUUAUCUUUUCACUGACAGCAUGAUGAAGACUCUCUGCUUCACUCUGGGGCUGCUGCUGCUCACCGCCUGCUGCUGCAACGCCAUGCCUGAAGCUCUGAAGUUCAACACAGCACCUGGAAACUGCUGCUUCAAAUUUCACACACGCGAAAUACCAUUACAGCGUGUGUCCAACAUAACCAAGACCCACAGCGCCUGUCAGAACCAGGCAUUCAUAGUCCAGACUAUCAAAGGAAGACAGAUCUGCUACAGCGGGACAUCCCAAUGGGCUCUGGAUGUCUACAAUCAGCGCCACAACACAGAGGGCAGCAGUCAGCAACACUAAAGAUGUAUCAUUGUAUAAUACUGUGAUAAUUCGAUGCCUGAUUUUGCAGACCUAAAUGUGUAAAGACUUUCUAUUUUAAUAAAAAAUAUAAUUGAUGUAUUUA
Molecule: messenger RNA, 794 nt
Organism: Sander lucioperca (pikeperch)
Lineage: Eukaryota; Metazoa; Chordata; Actinopteri; Perciformes; Percidae
Product: C-C motif chemokine 4-like
Exons: 3
Coding region: 389-691 (100 amino acids)
Biological process (GO): cellular response to type II interferon; inflammatory response; positive regulation of ERK1 and ERK2 cascade
Cellular component (GO): extracellular region
Molecular function (GO): CCR chemokine receptor binding; chemokine activity
Source: RefSeq, a predicted model, not a curated record